Molecule: messenger RNA, 1332 nt
Organism: Dioszegia hungarica
Lineage: Eukaryota; Fungi; Basidiomycota; Tremellomycetes; Tremellales; Bulleribasidiaceae
Product: peptidase C1B, bleomycin hydrolase
Exons: 5
Coding region: 1-1332 (443 amino acids)
Biological process (GO): proteolysis; L-homocysteine catabolic process; response to toxic substance
Cellular component (GO): cytoplasm
Molecular function (GO): cysteine-type aminopeptidase activity
Source: RefSeq, a predicted model, not a curated record
AUGAUCUGUCCUGGCGGUGACGAUCGCGUGCUGAUAUCUCAGUCCCCCACGCUCCCGCUAGCGCGUCUCGUCCUAUCCAAAUCGGACCCGCUGCAGCAGCUUUCGGUCCGCAAUGCCGUCGUACACGAUGCCAAGAUCUUCAACCUCCAGCUCAAAGGUACUGGACCGAAGGGCGAGUAUCCCGGUCCUCGGGUCAAUCAGGCCGCUAGUGGUAGAUGCUGGCUCUUUGCUACAACCAACGUGCUUCGAUACGACAUCAUCAACCAGCUCAAUCUCGGCGAGUUCCAGCUGUCCCAGAGCUAUCUGUUCUUCUACGAUAAGCUCGAGAAGGCGAAUUACUACCUCGAGAACAUACUCGAGACCAAGGAGGAACCGACAGACUCGCGCAUUGUGUCAUACCUCAACCAAGCGCCCGUCAACGACGGUGGACAGUGGGAUAUGGCUGUUAAUAUCAUCGAGAAGUACGGUAUCCUCCCUCACACUCUGUAUGCCGAGUCCUACUCUUCCAGCGCAUCAGCUCGCCUCAACCAAAUCCUCACCGCCAAACUCCGCGAAUACGCGGUCCGCCUCCGCGCCAAUCCCGACCGUCGGCUUAAGGGCCAAUUCAUGGCUGAGGUAUACAACACCCUAGCCAUCACCCUCGGCACUCCUCCUCGGCCUGAUGAACGCGUCAAGUGGGAGUAUUACGACCGAGACGACAAGUACAAGAGCUGGGAGGGAACACCGCUGGAGUUCUACAAGCAGUACGGGAAGCGCAAGGGGAUGGACCCAGGGGAGAGCUUCAGUCUGAUCAAUGACCCGAGGAACAAGUAUGAGAAGCUGUAUACGGUGGAUAGACUAGGGAACGUCUGGGGCGGAAGGCCAAUCCGAUAUGUCAAUGCACCCAUCACCGCGCUCGAGGACGCGGUCAUCGCCGGUAUCCGGGCCAACACCCCUCUCUUCUUUGGCUGCGACGUCGGCAAGUCCUCCAACACCCCUCUCGGUAUCAUGGACACUGGUCUAUACGACCUUAAAGCCGCUUAUGGCUUCUCCUACAAUAUGUCCAAGGCCGACCGGCUCCGCAUGGGCGAGACCCAAAUGACCCACGCUAUGGUCAUCACCGCCGUUCACCUCGACGAUAAGGGCCGGCCCCUCAAGUACAAAGUCGAGAAUAGCUGGAGUGACACGGCGGGCGAGAAGGGAUGGUUCAUGAUGACGGCGGACUGGUUCAAGGAGAACGUGUUCCAGGUGGUCACGCCGCGGUCUCUGGCGGAGAAGAAGUGGGUGGAGGUACUGGACAAAGGGGAGAUGAUCAGGUUGGACGCGUGGGACCCGAUGGGGUCCUUGGCUUAG